Trachymyrmex cornetzi is the source of this 691-nucleotide messenger RNA. RefSeq names its product putative nuclease HARBI1. The record is from RefSeq and is a predicted model, not a curated record. The annotation marks the transcript as partial. The transcript is spliced from 3 exons. NCBI's taxonomy places the organism in Eukaryota, Metazoa, Arthropoda, Insecta, Hymenoptera, Formicidae.
AUGAUACGUCCCUUAUUAUUAAAAAGAGUCCUCCGAGGUAGACGAAAACCUUUAGAUCCUGAAUUAAAACUAGCAUUAAUCCUAUCUUAUUUAGCACAUGGGGAUAGCAGAGUAUCCAAGCAUUGGGAGUUUCGCAUUGGAAGAUCUAAAGUUCACAAAGUUAUAAAUGAUACAUGUCAUGCCAUUGUGAAGGUAUUGCAACCUAAAUAUUUAUCUCCACCAAUAGAGGAAGAAUGGGCCAAAAUUGCUAAAGACUUCUUUGAAAUAUGGCAGUUUUCCAAUUGUUUUGGGGCUAUUGAUGGGAAGCACAUACGUAUCAAAGCUCCCGCUAAUUCAGGAUCUAAAUAUUUCAAUUAUAAGAAAUACUUCAGCAUAGUCCUUUUAGCAGUGUGUGAUGCACAAUAUUGUUUUACAUGGAUAGAUAUUGAUCAAUAUGGUUCUAUUAGCGAUAGUGGAGUUUGGGCAAACUCUGAUCUCGGAUCGAUUCUGAAAAAUGGGAAUCUUAAUUUGCCUCCUCCUAAGGAACUUCCUGGUACAAGAAUAAAAAGUAAUUUUGUUCUGAUUGGUGACGAAAUAUUUCCACUGCUGCCGAAUCUCAUGAAACCAUAUAGCAGAACACAGCUACAAGACAGAGAACGCAUAUUUAACUAUAGACUUUCUCGAGCUAGAAACACUAUUGAAGAUACCUUCG